CAUUUUCUCAUUUGUGUCUGGAGAGGUCGCGUGUCAUGUAGGCACCGGUACAGCCCCGGCAUUUCCUCUCCCUCGCAUCGGUUCCCGCUCUCCGCCUCCAAUGAUCACGAUCUCCAAUUAAACUCAGGAAAUGUAAAAAAUGUUUUAUACCAAAAAAUAAUCCAUCGUAUAACUUGAGAAAUCAAUAAGACCAGAAAAGUAAAUAUUUCUUUGUCAUUUCCAUUGUAAAAUAAUAUCCUCUGCAGUGGGGGCGCCCUAUGCUAGACAGCUACCCUGACGGAGAAAAUCGAAAACAUGGGGCUGUAACUGUAUUUUGGAUUUGAGUGGAAAAAAACUGAGUAUUUUCUAGUUCAUUGUACAUUUUUGUGGAGUAGUUUGUUUUGUGAUUGCAUGAAAAUGAAUGAAAAUCCGUCAGAAUGCAGCAUCAAAGUUGUGUGUCGUUUUCGCCCCCUCAAUUCCUCAGAGGAAAAGGCUGGCAGCAAAUUUAUGGCAAAAUUUCCUUCUGGAAGCGAAGAUUGCGUUAACGUUGGGGGCAAAGUGUACAUAUAUGACAAAGUAUUUAAGCCAAAUGCUACUCAAGAAAAAGUAUAUAACGAUUCAGCACAAGCAAUAGUUAAAGAUGUUCUUAUGGGAUACAAUGGCACGAUAUUUGCUUAUGGUCAGACUUCAAGUGGUAAAACUCACACAAUGGAGGGUAUCCUGGGUGAUCACAUUCAACAAGGUAUUAUUCCUAGAAUCGUUAAUGACAUAUUUAAUCACAUCUAUUCCAUGGAUGAAAAUAUAGAAUUUCAUAUAAAGAUUUCCUAUUUUGAAAUUUAUUUAGACAAAAUCAGGGAUUUAUUAGAUGUUUCUAAAACAAAUUUAUCAGUACACGAAGACAAAAAUAGAGUUCCUUUUGUAAAGGGUGCGACAGAGCGAUUCGUCACAAGUCCUGAAGAAGUUAUGGAAGUUAUAGACGAAGGCAAAUCCAAUAGACACAUUGCAGUUACGAAUAUGAAUGAACAUAGUUCAAGGAGUCACAGCGUGUUUCUAAUAAAUGUAAAGCAGGAAAAUUUGGAAAAUCAGAAGAAAUUAAGCGGGAAACUAUAUUUAGUUGAUUUGGCAGGUAGUGAAAAGGUUAGCAAAACAGGGGCCGAAGGAAUGGUCUUAGACGAAGCAAAAAACAUUAACAAAUCUCUUUCCGCUCUUGGCAAUGUAAUAUCAUCUUUAGCUGAUGGAAAUAAAUCUCAUAUACCUUAUCGUGACAGUAAACUAACUAGGAUACUUCAAGAAAGUUUAGGAGGUAACUCUAGGACCACCAUCAUCAUUUGUUGUUCACCAGCUUCAUUUAACGAAUGUGAAACUAAAUCAACUCUUGAUUUUGGCAGGAGAGCCAAAACUAUUAAGAAUACUGUUAUUGUGAACGAAGAGCUAACAGCUGAAGAGUGGAAACGUCGUUAUGAGAAAGAGAGAGAAAAGGCGCUUAGAACAAAAGCUCAACUCACGAGGGCUGAAUAUGAACUUAGCAGAUGGAGAAACGGUGAGAAUGUGCCUCAUGAUGAACAACUCAUGAUGAAAGACAUCAUGGAGAAUAGUCUUACAGCUAGUCUUACGGAUAAUAUUCCAGUCAAUAAUCUUCCAGUGAAUAUUAUUCAAGUAUCUGCAGAACCCCUCAGCAACGCAGAACGCGUCAAGUUUGAAGAAGAGAGAAGUAGACUAUACGCGCAAUUAGACGAAAAAGAUGACGAAAUUGAUAGGCAGAGUCAAUUGAUCGAAAAAUUGAAAGAACAGAUGCUUGAACAAGAAGAACUGAUCACAUCUACUCGCAAGGAUUACGAGAGUCUUCAACAGGAGAUGAAUCGCAUUCAGCAAGAAAACGAAUCAGCGAAAGAAGAAGUGAAAGAGGUCUUACAAGCUCUUGAAGAAUUGGCCGUCAACUACGACCAGAAGUCUCAAGAAGUGGAGAACAAAAACAGAGAAUACGAAAGCCUGAACGAAGAGCUUAGUCAAAAAUUGUCGCAACUAAAUACAGCUCAGAAUGAACUACAACAAAUGAAGGAUCAAACGAUGCAUCAAAGGAAAAGAACAACUGAAAUGCUGACAAAUUUACUGAAAGACCUUGGCGAAGUCGGCCACGUACUGGGAAAUAAUUGCGCUGAAACAAAGUUUUCAGCAGAUGUUUCAGGAAAAAUUGAAGAAGAAUUCACCGUCGCUAGACUUUUUAUUAGCAAAAUGAAAUCUGAAGUGAAAGCCCUUACAACACGUUGCAGUCAAUUAGAAGCAUUUCAAGCUGAAUGCAACAAGAAAAUUGAAGUCAACGAGAAAGAACUUGCUGAAGGCCGUCUGUUGAUAAGUCAGUAUGAGGCUAAAAUGAAAUCUUUACAAGAGACGAUGCGAGACGUGGACACCAAGAAACGUAAUUUGGAAGAAGCUGUAGACUCUCUCAAUGACGAGUGUGCGAAAUUGAAAGCUGCUGAGGAGAUGCAUAUUAUGAGCUCCAAAGAAAAAGAAAAGUUAAAAGAUUCAGCUGAAAAGAUGAAAGAGGCCUUAGAACUGCAGAUUGAAAAACACAGAGAGAAUCAUCAGAAGCAACUCUCCACUCUACGGGAUGAAAUAGCAGAAAAAGAAGUUCAAAUUGACAAAUUGAAAGACAUGAAUCAAAAGCUAUCUUUAGCUCAGGAACGACUGCAGCAGGAAUAUGAAAAACUGAAAAACGAAGAGAAUGAGAAGACUCAAAAACUGCAAGAACUUACGUUCUUAAAUGAAAAGAGGGAGCAGGCUCGUCAGGAUCUGAAAGGUCUCGAAGAAACUGUUCUAAAAGAAUUGCAGACACUGCACAAUUUACGAAAGCUAUUUGUUCAAGAUCUUCAAAGCAGAGUUAAGAAAUCUGCUCUGGGCGAAGAAAAUGAAGAAGCUAAUGGAACACCUGCUCAGAAACAGAAAAUUGCCUUCCUGGAAAAUAACCUUGACCAACUCACCAAAGUUCAUAAGCAACUUGUAAGGGACAACGCCGAUCUUCGUUGUGAAUUACCAAAAUUGGAGAAGAGACUGAGAGCCACCAUGGAAAGAGUCAAAUCUUUGGAGACGGCUUUGAAGGAAGCAAGGGAAAGUGCUACACGGGAUAGGAAGAGGUAUCAAUACGAAGUGGAUCGCAUUAAAGAAGCUGUGCGACAGAAGAAUUUAGCGAGACGGGGUCACAUGGCUCAAAUUGCCAAACCUAUUCGUGCUGGUCAGCCUCAUCUUGUGGGUGCUAGUUUUAGAACUGGAAUUAUACCUAUGUUGAAUAUUGCUAAUCUCGGAAGAAAUGACAACAGGAGGACUUUGUCUGAAAAAAUAAUAAAUGACAUUGAAAUCACUCCGAUGAAGUCUUUUGAAAAGAUAUCAAAUGAGAGAAAUUUCAUGGAGAACGCUGAAGAGAUCAAUGUAAGCUAAUGAGAAGAGCUUUGUGAUAUUAAAACCAUUUACUGAACUGUUAACUCCUAUUUAAGUUCCAUAAAUGUCUAUUAGGAAAUCAACACUCAUAGAUACAUAAUUCCUUAUAAGAAGCUUUUUUAAUGCAACACUUGCCUUAGAGUAUUGCACUCUGUUGAGUUCUAGUCAUCUGUCUUUGUUUAUUCCAAACGUAUUAUUUAUAGUAAUGUACUUGUUAUAAAAUAAGUAUUGAAAAUUCUCAAAACUAAUAUCAUUUUGAAAAUAAAACGAAAUCUGAUUUUUUUAUCGUUAUUAGUAAUAUGAAAUGGCAGAUAUCCAGGUAAAAAAAUAUCGUUUUUUUUUCAUUGUUGAGAUUUGUUUUUUUAAGCUAUGUUAAACUGUGAUAAUUAUACAGUACUUACUUGAAACUGAAUUUUAUUUUCAAUUCUUUUUAAAUUUUCUAAAGAAGCAAUUAUUUUCAAAAACAAUGACUGAAAACAAAAACAAUGACUGUUUUUACUCUGAGACUACAGAAAUAAUAAUCAUUUCGGGUCAAAAUAUUUUUAUAUGAUACAAGAAUAAUUCUGUUCCUUUUCAAUGUUUUAUAAAUUGUUUAGGGAAAAAAAUAGAUUUUAUUAAUUUUAAAUUAGAUAAAAUCUUAAAAUAUUGAUUUUAAUUUAUUCUAUUAUUUAGAUUACUUGUUUAUUAUGAUGUAUGUUAAAUUGUUAUUAUGUGUGUUAAAUUUUUAUUAUAAAUUUAUAAAAUUGUGUAUAAAAUUAAAAUUUAUCUUCUUUUUUAUAUUGCUAUUUUUCAUAGCAUCAAACAGUGGAGGCUUUUAUGGUUCUACAUUGUAACUCGAAAAAUCAAUCCUGAAAUUUACAAUUUGGAUUAAUUAAUAUUUUGUUAACUAUUAGAACAGGUAUAUAUCUAAUACAAAUCUUAACACACUCCAACGGCUAUUGUGUAUUAAAAAUAUCUGUUUUGCAGAUUAUGCACAAUACGCAAUCGUUGGAAGGAAAUCAAUAGAUUCCCUUUUGUUAGUGCUUAGCUAUAUUGUAAAAUGAAAUAAAUCUGCGGCCUAUGUGACUUAAGAAAAUAAAUGUUGCUGCUUCAAGUGCUGUUUCGGUGCUUCUUAUUUUAAUGAGUGGUAUUUUUUACUGUGAUCCAUUGUUUCUGUAACUACUGUAAAUAUUUGUGUAUGUAUUUAUUAUCUCACUCUUUAAAGUAUUUAUUUUGCACUACAUCCAUUUGUUUAUUGUUAAUAUAUCGAGCAUUUAUUCGAAUCGCAAAGUGUCACCUUAGUCACGUGUAGUACAGCUUGUACAUGUUGGUCUGGCAGUUUUUAUGAAGACAUGGGAGAUCUUACAAGGGGCCAGCUUUAAACGUAUCAUUUAUGGUACUUGACAAUUAUUACCGGCUGAAUGGCAACAGCUGAGCAAGUAUAAUUGCGUAGAAUCAAGAAACGCUAAAAAUUUCAUUGGUAGAAGGGGUAGGAAAGCAUGUUUAUGCAGUGCAGACACAACGGACGUACGUCGUAUUUAUGCGCUCAGCCGAUAUAAGUAUCUAAGUUUGAUUUUUGAUCGUUUAUUUGUAUUGUAUGUUACUUGUAUUUAUGUGUUUCAUACAUCUUUGUUCAAUUUUCUACUAUAUUUACAUUUAAUUUAAAAUUAUUAGAUUUUUGUAUUAGCUUUUAUGUGUUUCGAAAAUCAUGUAAUACUUUAAAGUUUUGAUGAUAUUUAUUUCUCAUAUCUAAUCAAGGAAAAUGCCGCAAUUUCUAGCCCUUUUUUUAAAAAAAAACUAUUAUGUACAUACGUUAAGUAUGUACAUUUAAACUAUUUAUGAAACAUUCCCAAAUCAUACCUGACUUGGACAUAAUUUUUAGUAAACAAGACAUAACAUUUUAGUAUGUUAGCUUUUAAAUUUUUUAACUGAGAAGAAAAUUUUUUUAGUCUCCGUAAAUAGCUCUGCAUAUUAAUUAGAUAAAUAUAAGCAAUUUCUAUUUAAGUAUGUAAAAAAACGUAUAUUACCACAUAAAUUGAUUUUGUUCCUUUUUUUACAGUAAAAUUUUAUUGUAUCUAUUCUUAUAGUAUUUUAACCAAAAACAUUCGAUACAUUAAAAAGUAUUGUGGCAUUUUCUCUAGGAUGGUUCUUGAAAUUUUGUGAAUUGGUUUGAUUUCUUGAUAUUGCUGAGGUAUAAGAAUUUAACGAUGUACUAACUUGAAAACGAUAUUUCUAUUUUGGUCGAAACAUUGCAAAUUUGAUAGAAAUAUAUUUUAAUACUUAAAAUUAAUAUCUUUGAACCCUUAGAUUACCAACGACAUGCAUGUGUCCAAUGAAAGCGUACAAAAUAUUCCUUAAAACAAAAACACUUAUCUCUCCGACAUUCGAAUCCGUACACUUAAUUUGCUAUCGGUUCAUUCAGGACUCUAUGAAGCAUUUUAACAAGAAAAACAAGUCAGAUUAAUAAAAUACUGAACAAAAAACGGUAGUCUAAGGGUUGAGUAACUUUUAAAUUACAAUGAUUUAUCGUAGCAAUUGUUUGCUUUCUGUCUAUGCAAAUCUAGCUGUUAAAAUAUAUGUAGCAGCUACUUUGUAGGUUUCAGUGAUGUGUAUAUAUACAUAUAAAGCUGUUGUCCACUCCCUUUUUUUGUAAUAAUAUUCAACUACUUAUCGAUCUCAAACUGAUACCAGAAUAAUAGUUAACGCACUGUGUUCUGUAAGCAACGAAGCCUUCUUUAAAAAAAACCUAUAUAUAACUGCUUUAAGAACCAGUUCUUGUGUAAAACUGACUUGUGGCUUCAUAAAUAAAGUCAUGUCUAUUA
Messenger RNA from Parasteatoda tepidariorum (common house spider), 6212 nucleotides. RefSeq names its product kinesin heavy chain. The record is from RefSeq and is a predicted model, not a curated record. Gene Ontology annotation, biological process: microtubule-based movement. Gene Ontology annotation, molecular function: ATP binding; microtubule motor activity; microtubule binding. NCBI's taxonomy places the organism in Eukaryota, Metazoa, Arthropoda, Arachnida, Araneae, Theridiidae.